GAAAGUUGUAAUUUGAUGCUCUCUCCGAAAGGUAUUUUGUGAUUGUUAUAUUUUAUUCAUAGCAAAUAAGUGAAAACAAGAAGGAAACAUUUCUUUACCGUGUCUUAGAGAGAAGUAUUGGAAAAAAAGAUACAGAAAUUUUAUAUAAUCUUGAGAUAUUGCAAGGACUUUUCCGUUCUACGUGUGAAUAAAUUAUAUCGGAAUCAAAUAAAGAAUAAAAGGAAAAUAAAGUUUGUCGGACAUCAGUGAUCAAUAAGCAUACGUACCCGCAUUAAAGGACAUGAUAAAAUGAUACACAUCGAUUUGUUGAAUAAAGAGACAGUGAAAGCGACAUUUUAUCGUUGUACAGAAGAGUGGAUCAGAUAUCAUUAAAGUUACAACGAUUUUAUCGGAUCAGAGGAAGUGCAGAAUUGACAGACACUUUGUAAAUAUGAGUGUGGCACAGUACCCUGGGCGACGAGCCCCGGGUCUUUCAACUACUUCGCGUAUAAAUUAUACAGUUAAUUCGUGUUUUCCUUCGCGAAAACCACGACCUAACAGUUUGAAGGGAAAUAAAACAUUUAAAAAGGAUAUUAAAGAUACAAUGCAACAUGCGGCCCUCAUAAAUAUUGUUGCAGCAGUAAAUGAGAGUAUGCAUGAACCUCUUGCUCCAAGACAAAGCUCCGGAUCGUCGUUAAGAAGCACUGUCACAGUGAUUUCAAAUUUCAUGUUUCCACAUGAAAAAACUGUUUCUAUACCUCAGUCAAAACAAAGGAUAUUUAAUAUGCCAGACGAGAUAGUUCAAAGGAAACCUGUUUAUUACAAGCAUUCCGGUGACCUAGAAGUCAGGACACAAUCUCACAUUCGGUUUUAUGAUGAAGGUGAAGCUUAUAAUCUAAAAUUAAAAAAGAAUGAAACCGUUCCCAAAACGAAAUCAUCACAAAAAGACAUCAUCAAAAGUCUUCCAAACAAGCCAAGGAUACUGGAUAUAAGUUUCACCGAUCCACACAAAAAGAAGCCAGACGUCAAACAUAAACUGCCUUCUGAAUAUGAAGUGCGCAUAACGUCAGGUGUGCGACGUCUUGGCAGUGUUAAAAAAUCUGAAGUGCGAAAAGUGUAUGAACUUCCAAAAUGCGACGCCGUAGAUAUACAGGAUACGCAUGAGAAUAAAACAGACCAGUUAAAGACAGUUUUGGAUGACACUAAGAAGAUAGUACCGCCAGUCACUCCACCAGGAAUGCCUUUUAUUCGCAAUAAAUCCUUACCUGUUAUAUUUCCAACAAAGACAAUUAACAGGGCAUCGUCAUCUCUGCCAUUGAACCAAAGACAACCAACACUUUAUAGGGACCGUCCUUUAUCACAAAGUUUGCGCAAACAAACUCCAGAUUCAAUGUAUAAAAGAAUAAAUCAUCUGCCUAACGGAUUCGCAUACGGUAGUAUGUCUAUAAACAAUGGUAUCAAUCAAGCCCCCGAUAUCACCGGAAAACUCGUGCAUGAUUCCGAAAAGCAACUUCUUGUAAGGGCAUCGCUAAGCAGUAACUCAAAACAAAGGUUUAACCAGAACAUAAGAUCUCCACCUUCCCCAACCAAUGGAUGCGGGGGCGAAAAUGUGUUUAUAACCCUUCAAAAUGAAUUUCCAGAUUACCAGGCUAGAAGUUCAGGUGCGAAAUCAUACAAAAGUAAACACUCAUUAAACGAAGCUGUUCGCAAUACAAUGAGUGGCCGUGUGGCAAGAAUUAAAUCCGAAGAGACAAAGGAAAGCAGUCGGCAAGUUACAUCUGCAAGGAGUAGAAAGAGUUGCUUAACUAGCAGAUCUGGCUUAAGCGAAACACUAAGUGGUUACCGAACGCCAAAGAAAGUUCAGUUUUUAAGCAGUGAUUCAUCACUGAGUAGUUGUGAAACAAAUAGUGUGAAAGAAGAACCAAAGGAGAACGCGGACGUGCACGGAGGUUCGGGUAUUAUACAAGCCCAAACUCCAACAUCAGUGCUCCGGGCUUAUUCACCAGGAAUCCAACCAAUGUCUGCUCGGGAACUGUUACGUCUAGAACAAAAAAUACUCCCUGCAAAUACUCCGCCGCCACCACCAGAUAUUCUUGCGAAUUAUUACGCGACUAACUCCUUAAUAAAUGUGCAAACGUUACAAAGAACAAACAGUGAUAUAUCCACUAAGAUUUGUGACAGUACUGGGAAUGACACGGACAAUGAGGAAUCUGACAACGUAUUUAGAGAUAGUGAAAAUGAUCACAACAACAGACAUAACCAAAAUGACAAUACUGAGGAUACAGGAUACAAGAGUGAAGUUGAAAGCGAAUUUUGCGGAUAUUCUGAUUCAAAUGACAUCGAUGAGGCCAACGAAGUAGAUGAAAGUGAUAACGCAGGAUUUUAUAAAUUAGUGAAAGCAGUUGAUAAACAACCAUAUGAAGGAUUUGAACAUAAGAAGAUUCGUCGGUCGUCAUCAAGUUCGAAAUCAAAAGAUCAUGAAAAAGAUAGUCAAAAAGCUCAAUAUGUCAAGAUAAGACUGAGCUAAAUGAAACGGUUAAAUUAUAUAUAAAUACCGGUAAUAUGAAUUGUGUGUGUUUGAAAACAAAACGGCAGUCCAGUCGAUAAUAUAUUCAACGGGGAAUAAAAACUCGGUUCACGAAAAGAGUGAAUACUUUCCUAAGCGAAAACAUCUCAGUCGGGAAUUAGAGCUACGGUGGCAUUUAUUUCAGUGAUGAUUUGUCCAAAACAUUGUAGCUGAAGAUUUACAUUAACUCAAAAAAGCGAGCACGUUCUUUUGAAUUAUUAAUGGGUCGAUGACUGAAACUAUGUAAAAAAUCUCUUAGAUCACGUUUAUGGUGUUUCUUUUGCCCUAAAUGAUAAAUCAGUUGUUUAUUUUAAGGUUGUAUUGAUGUCUAGUUCAAAUUGAUAACAUAUUUGUACUUAUCAUUUAGGAUAACAUACCAGUUGUGUAGAUCAAUAUAAACGCAUUGAAUUGCUGAUUUGCUAAUACCUGGAAUGCUAGUAACUUGAUUCAUCCAUAUCAAAUUAAUGAGUCAGUAUUUAUCUGCUCAACUGACAGAUUAUACUGUGAAACCAGUAGAUCCUUAUAUUGUUGUUUGGGGACUCCGUGGCCGAGUGGUUAAGGUCGCUGACUUCAAAUCACUUGCCCCUCAUCGAUGAGGGUUCGAGCCUCACUCUGGGCGUUGAAUUCUUCAUGUGAGGAAGUCACCAGCUGGCUUACGGAAGGUCGGUGGUUCUACCCAGGUGCCCGCUCGUGAUGAAAUAAUGCACGGAGGGGCACCUGGGGUCUUCCUCCACCACCAAUGCUGGAAAGUCACCAUAUGGCCUACAAUUGUGUCGGUGCGACGUUAAAUCCAACAAAAAUUAUAUUGUUAUUUGGUGACAGUAUGAAAGGUGAAAAAGAACGGCUGGAUAUCCCUCUCCGCAAUUUACCAAUAAUUAUUGUAUACACAAAUGGAUAAUUCAGCGUUGCUUACUAUAUUUUUCUCUAUACAUCUUGAAAACUACCAUAUAAAGGAGUUAUGAAAAGACAAUGAUAGCAAUGUUUUAGUAAAUGUGAACAAUGCAUCUAAGUCCUUUCACUCUUUAUUGAUAGAUAUGAGAAAAAUUUCUAGGUUUACUCCCCUUAUUACACAAUACAAACUGCGUUAAUGAAUUGUGUUGUAAUUGUUUAAAGUACAUUGGCACUUGCUACGAUAUGUAUGUAUCAAAUAUCAUGUUUGUAAUGCAUUAAACCCAAAAACAAUAAAGUAAACAUAGUGUCAAUAAACCCUUUCAUGUGUGCCAGACUUUAAAAAACUUUAUGCCAAGCCCCCCUUUUUCUAUAGAUUUACUUAAAUCUUAGCGCCGUCACAUAUCAUGAAAUUUCAAUACGAACACUACACUGUUGAAUAAACAAUAUUUAUAGAUAAAAAUGGAUUUUAUUAAUGAUAUUUCUUAACUUAAAUCAUUUCAAUAGAUUUAAAAUCCGCAAAAAUCGAAACUGGUAUUGAACUGCGGUGAUUUUUUGUCCGUGAAGAGCGUGUCGACUCGGUUGCAAGGUUUGGAUCGGACAACUUGUGCCACGCAUUGUUUAACCAUCCAAGAAAAUGACUUCACUAAGCUUCACACUAACAAAAGAAACAGUAGGAUCAAGUCUGUUUCGAAAGACCCAGGUGUUAGAGAACAAUGGGGAAUUGUACAUGUUCAAAAGUGGAAGAAAGGAACGAAAUUCAAUACACAAGCAAUGAUGAACAAUUAGACAUCCUAGUCGAGCAAAUACUGUCUGAUUUAUUUCCUAAUAGAAGACGUUCUUUUGAUCUUGCAACUGAUACUGAUGAUAAUGAAAUUGAGUAUGAUGAUGAUUCUGACACUGAAGGCAAUUCAGUAACACCAUCUAAUAUAUCGUUUGAGAAUGAGUCCAUUGUGAGCAGGCUAGAACAAAUCUACGUAGAAGAUGACACGUGUGCUAUAUGUGCCUAUAACUAUGACGAAAAUCAGCACGUGCCGCGGAUUCUACCAUGCGGACAUACCAUUUGCCAGUAUUGUAUAAGGAAAAUGGCAAGAAAAUCUAAAUUUCGGUAUUUUGAGUGUCCACUGGAUAGAAAGUGUCAUAGAAUCAAACCACAACAUACAGUUCGUCCACUGGAAAAUCGACAAUGGUCUAGCUCACGAAUUCUUGCAAGUGAACGUGAUAAUUCAGACACAUAUAGUACAGAAUUUCUUCAAAGCAAUAUCAACACUUUAGAUAACUUUGAGCAAACACACGUAGAUUCAACAAGCGACGAAGUGAGUGAAAGUAGUAUUCUUGAUAUCAGUCCAUUACCAGUGCCUUCACACUACCAUACAUUUAACACCGAAAAUCCUAAUACUUACUAUACUGGGCAGCUGCCAGGGGUAGCCAAUGCUAAUGUUGAAAGCCGGGUAUCUCAGCGGUAUUUAGAUAAUGAGACGGAAGUCCCGACAAACGAAAGUAAUCAUUCAGAUAUUGAUUCAGUUUGUACGGCAGGUUUAAAUGAUAUGUCACAACACACGAGAAUCAGUUCUCAAGCUUGGACUGGAAGGCAUCAGGGAAGUGGUAAUAUGUUUAGUGCUCACAGUGACGUUAUUGAUGAAUUUAUGAGACAAAAGCUUGAUUAUUCGGAAUCUGACGCAGGACAAGAUUUGGUUCUUGUGAAUGAAUGGAAGACACGGCAUGAUAUAUAUGACGAUGAACGGUCUGUGAGGUCUUUUGAAUGGGUUGAACCAGAUUACUCUUCCGAAUCGGAAUAGAUACUACCGACGAAAUUGUUUUUCACGUCACUUUAGCAAUUACAACAAGCAACCUGAACAUGCAGUUCGUUUACAAAUAAUGAUACUCGUUCAAAUAAGCAACAAAUCUUUAUAUUAAUAACCAGGAUGAAAAAUUGAGACGGUCACAGACUAAAUCAUUUUUGCUAUCAGUUGCUAUUACUAACAUUAGAACAUGUAAAGUGACUAAAUUAUCAUCGUAACAUGUAGCAUAUAACUCAUGUCAAAGGCUUACAAAGCGUUAACAAUGUUUUUAGAAAAUGAGAAAAAUGUUGGACACGAAUACCGAUAUCUGAGGACUGAUAAUUAUUUAUAGCUUGUCUUUCGUACUAUACAGCUUAAAACGUUCAAUCCGUCAACAAAGCAAACGUCUCUCGUAAAAAAUGUACAAUUUAAAAGCCCAAAUAAAGAUACCCGUUUAUGCUAGACACAAAAGUGAGGCACCCGAUUGUUUCCCAGAACGUUAGCUAAAUAGUGUUACCAAAUAUACCGGGAUACCAAAUCAAGAAUUUAAUAGCAUCAGGUGAAUUUAGAAAAGCUGUUUAGAAAGUAGUUUAAAAAUGAUGAAAUUUAUAUCAAAUAACUACAAGUGAUCUGUGUAUUCUGAAUACGUAAACUUCUGUAAAAUGUAUGUACCAUAAUUAUAUUACAGUGAUUCAAUGACUGUUGCAGUAAAAAACAAAUGUAUUUCUAUUAGUUUAAUAGUAUUUAAUUGUAUUUGUUAUUAAGGCAUAUAAACAAAUUAAUAAUAUGAACACAAAAAGUAACAUACAGAAAUGGAUUGGGCUACGAGUUGUAUCAACAUCAGCAAACGGCCCAUUCCGCAUGAAGUCAAAUUAACAGAUCUGUAAACAAAUUGACCGCUCAUCUUUUUAACUAUGUACAAUGAAUGAAAAUACAUGAAAUGAUUUAAAACUAGUUAAUUUAUGAUCGGAAAAGGGAUAGAAAGAGUUGAGAUAAUCUGCAUUUCUGUGAUUAAGAUAUACUUCAGAACAUUGAAAUUGCUACCAGAUGUGUGAAGUAAUGCCAUAGUUCAUAGGCAGAAUCAUUGAUCUACCGUUAGCAAACUACACUUAUCUCAUUGGUCGCUAACUGGUCAUAUGAAGGUCCAUAGAAAAUGGUAUAUACCGUCUUCUACUGAUAUUCUUGUAAAGAACCUCGGCCGAUUUGUUUGCCAUGUAUAAAAUUCUUGAUUUUGUUAAUAUUUCAAAUUUAAUUGCUUUAAAUAUAAUAUUACAGUCAUAAUAAGUACAACAUCUAAAGUUUGAUCGUCUGAGAAAGUUGCAAGAUGAUUAUAUAGGUGGGUUGCCUGGGUACAUUUUUUCUUGAUGAAAAUAUUUAUUUACCAUACAGCUCUUUUUAGUGUAGUUAUAAAAAUUCUUAUUGUAUGAUGAUAUAAGCAAAUACCAAAGUCAAUGGACCGGCCAGUGAAUAUCACUUUUGUAGGUCCCUCAACUUGGCUAUUCGCUUCGUCAUCACACAACACCAGAUAUCUGACCUUUUAGAGGUUACACUCUACCAAUUCAAUUCCUUAUUUAUUUCAUAUUAACAAUAAAAUAUUCAGACCUCAUUUUCAGCACUUUAAAGCAUUUCAAUGACAUGAAAACCAUAUAUGGUCAUUUAGUAUGACACGUCUUCUUAUAAAAAAAAAUAGAAAAAUAUUGACAUGUUAUGUUGUAUAUAAGAAAAAUAAUCUGUUCUGAGAAAUAUCACCCUCUAAAAAUGCCCCUAUGAAAACAGUCUUUUAGCAAUUACGCGUAGGUAGACAUUUGUCGCAAAGAAUAAAACUUAUUCCAGGAAAUUCACUAUGAAAAUGGUCUAGAUCUUUUCUCAUACAAUAAGCAAUAAAAAUAAGCCAAAUAUUUAACUGUCACCUCAUGUCACUCAUUAUAACAGAUUUCAUCCAAAACAUGGAACUACAUUUUGGACUACUUCACAUGUAACACUGAGUAGUCACUUCCGGUUUGGUGUAAUCUGUCCUUAAACGGGAAGUUUUGAUGCUUGCUUGAUUCUAGUUAAAUGAAAUUUUAUCAGUAUUUUAGAUAUACACGAUCAGUAAACCUAAGUAAUUAGCGUCGCGUAUUUGCCAGUUAUCCGCACGUGACAUUAUCCAGACCCGAAAAGACAAAUGCUGUCUUUGUAAAAGCAAGGGAAAUCUCUUGUUUCUAGGUAUCGAACUCACAGCCUAGUAGGUGAUGAAACUGAUUGAGAAUAUAAAUAGAAAAACUAGCCAUUGUUAGGAUGAGAUCGACACCAAAACAGGAAGCCGAUCCGAAGGAUUUUAUUAACAUGUAAGACGAGUAAAUAUCGCAAUGCUUACCAAGACUUAUAAAAUAAGCUUUCAUUGUUAAUAUUUACAUGAAUUAACUUUGUCUUAACUUCCUGCUUGUAUUUCAUAACAUUAUAAAUAUUUUACAUGUAAUUUUUGUCACGUACUUGUUACAUACAGAUUCCCCUUGAUUAUUGAAAUAAAUUAUGAAAUUUGACGAACCUUUACGCAAGACAGAUUUUAAAUUACUGUAAAUAUUUGUCAGCAUUCAUUUUCCUUUUUGGAAUAUUUAUGGGUUUACUUCAUAAGUUAUUCAUUAGUUGUGUUUUAAUACUAUAUUGAAAAUGUAUUUCAGUACUUGUCAAAUGUCACUUCCGAUUCUUGUAUUUUGUUACUUUUAAAUUCGAUUAUACUCGACUGACAAUAUUCAUAAAUGGCAGAUUUUCAACACAGUGUAUGUUUAUGGAAGACAAAAAAAAACUGAAAAUAAAUAUCUUCAAUACA
Molecule: messenger RNA, 8023 nt
Organism: Mercenaria mercenaria
Lineage: Eukaryota; Metazoa; Mollusca; Bivalvia; Venerida; Veneridae
Exons: 5
Coding region: 431-2506 (691 amino acids)
Source: RefSeq, a predicted model, not a curated record